Molecule: messenger RNA, 1284 nt
Organism: Drosophila takahashii
Lineage: Eukaryota; Metazoa; Arthropoda; Insecta; Diptera; Drosophilidae
Product: axoneme-associated protein mst101(1)
Cellular component (GO): mitochondrion
Source: RefSeq, a predicted model, not a curated record
UAGGAAAAAAUGCUCUCGAAAAUGUCAAAAACACCAUUUCGACCAUUAUUCCAAGCCGUAGUUCUUCGUCAUCUUUGCGAUAAAGCAAAGCUGAGCAGCAAACCCUCGAACACCCCACACCCACCAAAGGAUCCGCCAGAUGAGGGCUACCAACCGACCAGUGUGGAUCAUAAUGCCAUGGAUGUGCCCGGAUUCGUGAGUCCCUCCUCAUUUCGCCAGUUCAGUGGACCCGAUGAAAAGUUGGGACCCGGGGCUGGAAAAGCUCUGGCCUACAAGAAUCCCCAUUAUUUCGGUUAUCAUCGGUUCUCGUUUAUGGAACUGCUAAACACGGCUACGGAACUACGCGACGAACGACGUUUGGAUGGAGGUCUUCAGGCAUCCAUAGAAGUCGAUGAAGAAACCAUUAGUGACGAGUCCCAACUGGAGACCAUGAAAAAACUGGAAGGAGAGUGCGAUGAAAUUUUGGCAAAUCAGGCCAAGCAAAUUGAGAAAGAGAAAUCUUCGCCCAAGGAGAAGAAUCUGCAGGAUAUGAGCGAUGAGGAGUUGAAAGAUUGGUGCAAGAAGAAAGAAGAGGACAUCAAAAAGAAGGAGCAGCUGAAGAAAGAUGGCGGAAAGCCCCCAAAAAAGCUCGAGGAUAUGAGUGAAGAAGAGUUGAAUGCCUGGUGCCAGAAGAAAGAAGCUGAUAUUAAAGCAAAAGAAAAGAAGAGACUGGCUGAGGAGAAAGCUAAAUGUGAGGCAGAAGAGAAAAAGAAGAGCAAUGAGGCCAAAAAGAAGUACGAAGAGGACGCAAAAAUGAAGAAAGCAGCGGAAACUAAGAAGAAGAGCGAGGAAGUAGAGAAGAAAAAGAAUGAAGAAGCUAAUAGGAAGUGCGAGGAAGAGAAGCUCAAGAAAGAAGCAGAGGCUAAGAAAAAGUGUGAGGAGGAAGAGAAGAAGAAAAAGUGUGAGGAAGCGGAAAUGAAGAAAAAGUGUGAGGAGGAAAAGAAGAAAAAGUGCGAGGAAGCGGUUAUGAAGAAAAAGUGUGAGGAGGAAGAAAAGAAGAAAAAAUGUGAGGAGGAAGCAAAGAAAAAACCAUCUGAAAAGGAGCAGAAAAAGGACGAAAAAUGCGCAGCAGGAGAGAUGAAAGCUAAAACCGAUGAAGAGAAUUCGAUCCUUCGUACAUUUUCAGACUUUAAGAAAAAGUGCAUGGAUGCUUUGGAAAAAAAGGAAUGUGAAGAGAAACAAAAGAAAGAAGCAGAAGAGAAGGCAAAAUGUGAUGCUGAUAAGAACAAAAAUGAUGACAAAUAA